AUGCUGAAGAUGAAGCUGCCGGUGAAGCAGCAGCAGCAGCGGCAGGCGAUGAGCCGUAAGGAGGUGGAGGAGGAAGAAGAGGAGGGAGCGGCGGUUGGAGUGGCGCCGAGGGACUGUGGCGGAGGCGGCGGCGGUGGCCUUCCCAGUCAGCCGCGUCGGAGCGGGGCCGGGUCAGGGGCAGCGGUCCCGCCUGGCGGCGGCGGCGGCCCUACUUCGCCGCCGCCACUCCUGCGCUGCCUCUGCGGCUGCUCAGCCGGAGGCGCCCGCGAAGCGGUCUACGAGUGGUUCGGCCUGGCGCUGGGCUCGGCUCAGCGGCUGGAGUUCGCCGUGGGGCUGCUCGACCUGCUCAACCCGCUGGAGCUGCGCUUCCUGGGCUCCUGCCUGGAGGAGCUGGCCCGAAAGGACUACCACUGCCUGCGAGACUCCGAGGCCAAAGCCAACGGCGCUGCUCCUCUCCCCCCGCUGGGCGGCAGCGACUUCCGCGACCCGGCGGCGCGCUCCAAGCUUAUCGUCUACUUGGCGCUGCUGGGAUCCGAGAACCGCGAGGCUGCCAGCCGCCUCCACCGCCUCCUGCCCCAUGUGGACGCCAUCCUGCAAAGCUGCCGCUCCCUCGGCCCGCUGCGCCCCAAGGAAGGCGGGCAGGAAGGCGAGGAGGAGGCGGCGGCGGCCCCCGCGACGGGGCCCGGGCCGGUGGAAGGGGGCCUGGGGCUGGUGGCUCAAGAGGAGCUGCUGUUGCUCUUCACCAUGGCCUCCCUGCAUCCCGCCUUCUCUUUCCACCAGAGGGUCACUCUCCGGGAGCACCUGGAGCGGCUGCGGAGGGCCCUCUGCCGGGACGCCGAGGAGCGGGACGGCUUCGCUUGCCACGCCAGCCGGAAUUUUCCCCAUAACUGUAUGCCAAGAAAUGAGAGCAGUUUACUUGAACAAAGAGCAGCACAUCGUGAUAAGCUUAUGGUGGCCUCCCAUAGACCACAGCAAGAAGCUGUACAUAUUCAGAAGAUAAUGCUGAAAUGUGCCCCAAGAAAAAGAUCUGACAAGCAUCUGGAGUAUACUUUCAAUGUGAUCUGGUCAGAUCAUAAUAUAACCUCUGUAAAAAAAACUCACCAGGAAUUACAGGAAUUUCUAUUAAAACUUCCAAAGGAUCUUUCUUCUGAGGCAUUUGACAAGACUAUUUUAGGAGCAUUAAACCAGGGGUUCCAGAAGCAAGAAGAAAGGCGACACCCAGAUUUAGAACCUAUGAUAAGGCAGCUGUUUUCAACUACAUCACAAGCUUUUCUGCAGAAUCAGAGAGUAAACAACUUCUUUCAGUCUCUGUCCUCGGAAUCUUUGCAUGCUCACAAUAACUUCCAAUCCACUCUGAAGACAUCUAAGAUGCCGGAGCACUUCAAGGAGGACAGUUCAGAAGCUUCAAGUCAGGAGGAAGAAAUGAUACAGCACACAACGAUUCAUAAAAAACAUAAUGGGAAAUGUCCUGUGGCCAACACUGGUAAUACGAAAUGUUCUUCACUGGAUGGCUUUGACAUAACACAUUCCGAACACAAUGGUGUGGCAGAUUGGAGAAGAAAAGGCUGUGCUCUUCAGCAGCACCCAGAGCAUUGUACAUUACUUGAUCAGCAUACAGCGGAGAAGAGGAAUUUGCCUGCAAUAAGCAAGAAGAAAGGAAAGCUGCAACCAGAAAAAGAUAAAGUAAAGAGAUCUGACACCAGAUUAACCAUCAGAACUAACUGCGUAAGAGUUGCAGAUGCUCACCAUCUCCACCCAGCAUUAGCAAAAGAUUCAAAUUUAGACAUUACAGUUGGACAUGACACAUGUGGAGAAACCUCUUCAGAGAGUUACAGUUCUCCUUCUAGUCCACGUCAUGAUGGAAGGGAAAGCUUUGAAAGUGAAGAAGAAAAAGACAGAGACACAGACAGCAAUUCUGAAGAUUCUGGGAACCAAAACGUGUUGAAGUUUGCUGGUUAUGGUGCUACAGACCUCAAUAAGCCACCUACACCGAUUUCAGUGAGAUCAGACAAUCGAAACAUUGUAGAAGAUCCUUUGAGUUCACCAUUUCAACACAUUUCCUUUAUGCCUGCCUUGCACUGUGUGGUGCUCAAUGGUGCACCGAAGCCUGAAACAGUAGUUCCGCCACCCAUAUCUGCUGAUGGAAAAACAUUGGGAAUGGUGGUUGCAAAUUCAGCUCCUGUUGGAAUGGGUUCAGCUGGUGAAUCUGAAAAACACAUUGAACUUCUGUCGUCCCCUUUGCCAGCCAAUUUCGUCCCACCCACAGUCCAAUCUGGUAGCCCUGCAUUGCAUUUAUCAAUACACAGAAUGAAAAUAUCCUCACCACAGGCAUCAUCUGAAAGCUGUGCAGUUAGUGGACCCCAACAACAAACAGGAAACUUAAGUAUUGGAUCACCAAACACUGCCUUUAUCCCAGUCCACAACCCAGGUAACUUCCCAGGACCUACGGUUCCCACUACAGAGCCAAUCUCAAAACCUGCACCCCAUAUGAUGGGCUUGAAUCAAAUGGUGCCUCAUGUUGAAGGAAACACAGGAGUGAUCCCUCAGCCUCCCAAUCUAAAAGUAGUUGUUCCUGCAGCUGGUCUCUCCACAGCACUUCCACCAGCUCCUUUUACUGUACCAGUGACUCUUCACGCUACCAGUGUGUUGCCCAAUCAAAGUACAACCGUGCUGAACACUGUGGCAUCAACACCACCACCUCCAUCAUCUGGUUUAUGUGUUAGUCAAGUCCAGCCUAAUGUUCCUCCUGCAAUACCUACCCAUACACCAGGUCCUGCACCUAGUCCGAGCCCUGCUCUAACACACAGCACUGCGCAGAGUGACAGCACAUCCUAUAUUAGUGCUGUUGGAAAUACGAAUGCUACUGGCACUCUACUGUCUCCACAGCAGUUGGGGUCUGGGCCUUGUGGGUCUUGUGGUCGCCGAUGCAGCUGUGGGACCAAUGGAAAUCUUCAGAUUAACAGUUACUUUUAUCACAACCCACUUCCUGGACAAGUCUACAGAGUUCCACCUUUCGUCCAUGUGCAAUCGUUUUGCAGUAACUACCUCAACCAAGCACAUCAAACCAAUGGAACACAAAUUCCUUUUUACAUGCCUCGCGCCCCGUAUGCAAAUGGGCUGAUGCAUGACCCAGUAAUGGGGAGCCAAACCAACUAUGGUAUGCAGCAAAUGGCAGGAUAUGGGAGGUUCUAUCCUGUGUAUCCAGGUCAAAGUGUAGUUGCCAAUACUAAUGGAGCAGGUCCCAAGAAGAAUGGGAAUGUGUCCUGUUAUAAUUGUGGUGUUAGUGGGCACUAUGCACAGGACUGUAAGCAGUCAUCUAUGGAGGCCAGUCAACAAGGUAAUCAUAACUCCCAACACAGUUGCUUCUAAGUUCACUUAGCUUAUAUUAUUGGCCAGGCUGCCCCCAUUCUGCUUUCUGUGAAUUGUAUGACUGUGUGUGUGUGGGCGUGCAGGAUUGACUGUAAAAACAUUUAGUAGUUUGUAAUAGGUCCAAAUAGUUAUGUUGUCAUAACAGAAUGAUGUAAUGGAAGUCAUAGAUAAACAAGCAAAUUGGACCAUAUGGCAGCAGUUAGGGGGGAAGCAACCCAAAACUUAGUGCAUUUCCCUGGUUUAUUAGAAUUUGUGCUGCCAAAAUGUGACUCUGUAUCUCUUUAGUGUUACAUUUCAAAGGAGUCCAGAAAAAAACACCUGGCUUUCAAAAUUGAUACUUCACACAUGCUUUAUAUGUUAUGUGCUUAAUUAAAAAAUAAGCAGGUCACUCAUUGUACCUAUGCAUAGCUAGAUCUUGUUUUCUUCCUUCCUCCCUACAAAUGUGACUGACCAGAGACAUUUUCAAAAUAUAGUUAUGCAUAAGUGUGAAUAAACCGUUAAAAUCAAGGGGUGCCAUCAGUUUUAUAUCUUUAUUCUUAUUAACGUUUGUAAUUGUAAAAUGUAUCCAUUUCCACCCCCUCUGGUUUUUCUGGUGUGUGUUUUAACUGGUGAAACUUGAACAGAAAAGACCAACUUGGUAAGAUAAUAAUUUGAAGCUAUGUGCUCUAUAGUAGUCUUAAUGAAAUCAAUGGAAUUGCUCCAAGAGUGUAAGUUGAAUAUAGUGGACUUUUACGGACCUAAUACUAUGAGAAAGAGUCUAGUCUCUUCCCAGGCUCACGUGCUACUGGCUCUUUCAGUGUGGCCAUGAGGAGGAGUCCAGUUUGCUGUGUCAUCAAAACCCAGAGAGACUGAUUAGCCUUUAUUCCGUUAGUGGAAACAAGCCAACUUCAAGCUGUACUUUAUGAAGCUGGGUUGUUUUCACAAACCAUAGUUAAGUUUAACCACAGUUUAGGGUUCUGAUGACACCACAAGUAAUCUGAAGUAGAAGCUCAGAAUUCCUCCUUGUAGCUGUACUGGAGGAGGAGAGGAUAAGGGGGAGCGUGUGAGUCCCAGCAGAAGGCCAGACUUACUUUUAUAAAACUAAACCAUAGUUUAGCAUUAUUUCUGAAUGUAGCCACUGGUCUGGUUUACACAAAAUGACAACCCAGGUUUUUUAAAAAAUAAAACUGGAUUAUCAUGAACAAGCCAGUGUGCUAACCCCUGUGGCUUGUUCAAUCCCACUCGACUCCUCCUGCUAGUAGCAGCAGCUAAACAACCAGGACUGCUGUCUAUUGUGGGGUUCAAACCCAGAACUGAGUUGUCUCCCCUGACAAGCCAGAUCUGGAGCCCACUUUAUUCUCUGGAGGAACCAACUGGGAGUGAUCAAGCUGCAGGGAAUUUAACUGGCCCACUGUGUGCUUGUUGGUGGUUCAGGAAAAAAACCCGUCAUUUUCCUUAUUUACAAACUGACUUCUAGGCAGGCUAUAUAGAUAUAUAAACCUUUGGAUAAUAGAAUAGCAUUUUCGGAAGGGUUUUAUAGUUGGGCUUUUAUAGUUUUUUCUCAUAAUUUUAUUAAGUGUAAGCAGUGACUUAGUAAGUUCUUUUUCCUGUUCUAGGCACUUACAGAUUGAGAUAUGCACCUCCCCCACCCCCUUCUAAUGAUACGUUGGAUUCUGCUGACUGAAACCAAGUAAACAUUGCCUACAUACCAAAAUGAAGGUUGGGAAAUUUGGGGAAUUCUUUGGAUUUGAGAGAUUCCUUGUGUGUGUUUUAUGUUCUGUUGCAUUUUUUUUCAUUGCUCAUGAACGUCUGUUCUAAUACGAAAGAAGAAAGUGGUUUUGCUCCUUUUCUAACUUGCAUAAAGCAUGUUGUUAUCUUGGCCAAUCAAUCAAAAGAGCAUUUGAAUGAAUAGACUUUUGCACUGAAGACUGGAGACAUGCAAUGUUUGCUCCAUUUUAUAUAUAAAAAAGAAAGAUCAUUUAACCUCUGACUACACUGGUUGAGCAGCCAUAUGGUUGAAAGGAGAAGCUGAGUCAUGCUCCCAAAAGUCACCUUUCGCUUCCCCCUUUUUCUUACGCUGCUAUUCUUCUCUCCCACCUUUGCUGAGUCUACCUAUCUCCAUGGGACUGGAUGGAUGUUCACCUGUUUAAAUAAAUCCUGCCCAUAACUCUAGUAAAUACCUAUGCUUGUGAACAGAUGGGGGCAUUGCUUGCUUUUCUUAAGAGAUUGAAAAUUCACAAUAUAUACAGCUCUUAUGUGCCUAAAUGCAAGAGAGAGAGAGAAAAUCGGCAAGGUUUAAAAUUGUGUGAACAUAGCAGAUUUCUGAAAUGGAAAUAUGUUGAACAAUUUUACUUUUGUUGUAGUGUUUUUUUUUUAAGCCUGUUGGUUCAAAGUGAGUAACUGGUAUGAAUGCCUUAGUUUGUGUGUUUGAAUUUGUAAUGGAAGUUGGCAGCAAGUACCUUUUUAUCAAACAUAUUCUACUUUGUCAGUACAAAAGAAACAUGAUUAAGAUUUUAACAUCUUCCCCUUUAGGCUAUUACAGUGUUGUGUUUAGAAUGUAAAUGAUUUAUUUCAAUCUGGACAAAAACCUGUGUGUAUUCUAAAAAUUGGUCAAGUAUUUGUAUACUAGAACCAGUCUACCAAAUAGCAAUGUCACUUUCUUAUGACAAUUUACCACUGUGUGAUCACGAUAUAAUGUGAAAGACUCCAAUGAGUGUGAAGAUUGAUCAUGUUAGUGUCAUAUCACUAAGUUUAACGCUGCUGUAUCUUCUAAAAGCCAAGGUGUACUAAAUUGCUUCCAGGUAAUAUUUGAUUUCUUAAGUGCACUGAGUUUAUGUGGAAGAAAACUUACAACUGCUGAAAUCAACACUGAACUACCACCAUUUGUGUACCCAUAGGUAUCACAAUUCAUAGCAGAAAUGUAGGUUUUACUUAUUUAACAAAAUAGAUAUGCAGCAGAUGGAAACCAGUCAAAACAUUUUUGAUUAAUUCUAAUUGCUAAACAAGAAACUUGAAGAAACUUGAUUUACAUUUCUUCAUAGAUAGCAUUUAUAUUUAUAGCACCAAUAUAUUUUGAAAGUGAGGGUGUAAAGGGGUAGAUGAGAGCUUUAAUUUAAAAGAAAAUUAGCAUAGACAUUAUUUUCGUUUAAAAAAAUUAUUUGCUCGGUAUGUUGGACCAUAUAAAAAUGAAAUAACUGUUUCUGGGUUUAGUGAGGGUGUUCAAAGCACCAGUGGACUUGCAUUCUCAAUUAUCUGCCAGUUUACUUUAUGGAACUUAUUUUAUGAUUUAAGAUACUGUACUGUAAAUAGGAGGUAUGUUGCCUUCUCUUUAUUUGUAUGUUUACCAUAUACUUUGAUAUUUGAAAUGUUAUGUACUGGAAAGGUCACUUAUAUUUCUAGAAAGAAUGGAUUUUAUGCAGCAUUUUUUCCUUGGAUUAACAGCAAUAAAAAAAGAAAAAAAGCAUA
Messenger RNA from Elgaria multicarinata webbii, 6813 nucleotides. RefSeq names its product zinc finger CCHC-type containing 2 (gene ZCCHC2). The transcript has 14 exons. Gene Ontology annotation, molecular function: phosphatidylinositol binding; nucleic acid binding; zinc ion binding. The record is from RefSeq and is a predicted model, not a curated record. The coding region runs from base 1 to 3369 and encodes 1122 amino acids. NCBI's taxonomy places the organism in Eukaryota, Metazoa, Chordata, Lepidosauria, Squamata, Anguidae.